This is a messenger RNA of Dermatophagoides farinae (American house dust mite), 2028 nucleotides long. RefSeq lists its product as uncharacterized. Gene Ontology annotation, molecular function: ATP binding; protein kinase activity. Gene Ontology annotation, cellular component: nucleus. Lineage: Eukaryota; Metazoa; Arthropoda; Arachnida; Sarcoptiformes; Pyroglyphidae. Gene Ontology annotation, biological process: protein phosphorylation. The record is from RefSeq and is a predicted model, not a curated record.
AAGAGUAAAGAUUCAUCUGUUAGCCAUUCAUCAUCAUAUAGUAGCCAAUCAAUAUCAUCAUCAAAUAUGUCAAAAUCUUAUUUCUCAACUGAUAACGUAUCAUCCACCUCUUCAUCAGGUGUUAGUGAAAAAUCGGUUACAAGCGGUGAAUCCAAAACAAAAUCAUCAGCAAAAACUUCCCAACAACAAAGCAGUGGCAGUAUAACAGCCAGUACAAUUGGUGCAAGUCAAAAUAAAUCAGGUCAAACAACAAUUUCAUCAAAUUCCAAAAGUUCGGUUAGCUCUUAUCAAUCAACUUCUUUUGUAUCGGGAUUAAGUAAUGUUUCAUUGUCAUCGAAAGCAAGUUCAAGUUAUGGUUCAAAUAAAACUUCCAAAUCAGGUACUAAAUUAUCCAAAUCAGGAACUAAAGCAUCCAAAUCGAUGGCAUCAUCGGCAAUCAAUAUUUCCAUCGAACCAUCAUCCAUUCCAGGACGGCCAAAACUUUGUGAAAAAUUGGAUGAAAUUAAUCAUAUUGAACCAUAUAUCAAAAUUGAUAAUGAAAAUGAAAUUCAAUCUAAUGGUGGUUUUAAGAUCAAAAAUUUUAUCGUUGCAGAUGAUUGUUAUAAAUAUUAUUCUGCUGAAAAAAAUUCAAAUGAAAUCAUUUGCAAAAAAAUGAUUCUAGACAAAUGUACACCACGUUAUCGAGAGAAUAUAUUGAAAAAUUCUUUAAAAAUUGCAAGAUUUAUUGGCGGAACAAAUGGUUCACCACCGAUAAGUAAACAUUUCAUCGAUAUUAUGGAAAUUUUCCGGCUCGGUUCACAUGUCUUCAUGUUCAUGGAAAAUUGUCCAAACAAAUCAAUGUAUCUUAUGUUAAUUGAUCAUGAUAAUUAUUUACCUGAAGAUGAACGCCGAUGGACAGUACAGAUUGUGAAAGGAAUUGCAAAAAUGCAAGAAUAUGGUAUUGCACAUCGAUUUCUUAAAUUACAACACAUUUUAUUUGAUAGUAAUCAAAAUGUUAAAAUUGCUGGCUGGAGUAAAUCGGUUUUAUUCUGGGAUUCAAAUAAUGAUUGUCCAUUAUUGCAGAAUGGCGAAAGACGGUCCAGAAAAAAUUGUCAUCUACCACCAGAAUCAUUUCGUGGUGUUUAUGAUCCAUCCAAAGUAGAUAUGUGGUCAUUAGGUGUGAUUAUGGUGUGUCUUCAAACACGAUCUUAUCCAUUCAAUGUGAAUUCGACAUCAAAAUUUUCGGCACAAUGGCGUCAAUUCGUUGUGAAACAUGAAAUGAAUCGUUAUGUACGCGCUGCAUGUAAUCAAACAUUUUUCAUUGAUCCAAAACGUAGAGCAAGACCAACAGAUUUUCUUAAUCAUCCAUAUUUCAAUACACCGAAUUCAAAUAUUAAAUCAAAAGUAUUGAAAACAACCGAAGAUCCUAAAUAUGAUCCAAAUAUGCCAGAAGAAUUAUCUUAUCAUGUUUCAACAACUGCAGUAGUUAGUGGCGCUAAUAGCCAGUCAGGUGCGACCAGUGAAUCCAAUGCAACAACAACUACCACAUCAUGGUCUAAAUCAUCAUCAGCCACUACUAGUAAUAAUUAUUCAUCAUCGGCCAAUAAAGGAUCAUCGUCACAAAUGAAAAGUAGUGCUAAAAGUUCAAAUUCUUCAUCAUCAAUGGGUGGUGGAUCAUCAUCAAAAUCAUCAACAUCGAAAACAACGGCAGCAUCGACUACAGCAACAAAAACAACAACAACAACGAAGACCACAAAUGAUGAAGAAAUUGGUGAUGAUAGUGCAACAGGUGUAGAGGGUGGUCGAGUUGGUCAUGAAAUUCCAGCUGAUGAAAUGACAUAUGAAUCAACGGCACAGGAAAGUUCAGCACCGGAAGAACAAGCCGAUCAAGCUAAACCAAUUUCAUAUAGUAGCCAUAGCAGCAGUCAAACUAGUAGUAGUAAAAGUAGUAGCAAUAAUAUGACAACAUCGAAAAAAAGUGUUACAUAAAUGAAAAUUGAUUUUAUUAAAAAAAAAUGAUUUUUUUUUCGAUAAAUAUGACAUAGAAAA